ACAUCUUUAUAACACAUACAACCACUCAUUUAACUCCACAUGUUCAACUCUACACUCAGAUAACUUUUUGUUUCCCUCACCAACCCCAUACCCCUCCACCUAAAUCUUUGGCACACCCACCAAUCCACCAUUAUUUCUUCUGCUCUUCAUAACAACGCUUGUUGAUCAGAUCUACUAUAGUUGUGCAUUUUUUGAGAGACCUGUAAUAUGGGUAAAGUGUUUACUUUGAAGGAGGUUGCUGAUCACAACACACCUAAAGAUUGCUGGCUCAUAAUCGAUGGAAAGGUCUAUGAUGUGACAAAGUUCUUGGAGGAUCAUCCUGGUGGCGAUGACGUUUUGUUGUCUGCUACAGGAAAGGAUGCAACCGAUGAUUUUGAAGAUGUGGGCCAUAGCACAACUGCUAAAUCUAUGAUGGAUGAAUUUUAUGUUGGGGAUAUCGACGCAUCAACAAUUCCGUCAAAGGUCGAGUACAAGGCUCCAAACCAGGCUCAUUACAACCAAGACAAAACUCCAGAGUUCAUCAUCAAGAUCCUGCAAUUCUUAGUUCCACUGGUGAUUUUGGGUGUUGCGGUUGGGAUCCGGUUCUAUACAAAAGCAUUGUAAGAUCAUAUGAUCUGGGUGUUUCGAAUCCGUUUCUUCUAAGUCUGUUGUUUAAGGUUAUGAGUUGUUUGUGUUAUAUAUAAGAAUCUUGAAACUGUUUGAUUUGAGGGAUGAAAUGAUGGUUUGGUUAUGGUGACUUUAAGAUGCUUAUUAGAUUUCCUUUUUA
This is a messenger RNA of Helianthus annuus (common sunflower), 766 nucleotides long. RefSeq names its product cytochrome b5. The record is from RefSeq and is a predicted model, not a curated record. The transcript is spliced from 3 exons. Gene Ontology annotation, molecular function: heme binding. Gene Ontology annotation, cellular component: membrane; intracellular membrane-bounded organelle. Bases 208 to 603 code for a protein of 131 amino acids. Lineage: Eukaryota; Viridiplantae; Streptophyta; Magnoliopsida; Asterales; Asteraceae.